Messenger RNA from Suillus clintonianus, 207 nucleotides. RefSeq lists its product as uncharacterized. Lineage: Eukaryota; Fungi; Basidiomycota; Agaricomycetes; Boletales; Suillaceae. Bases 1 to 207 code for a protein of 68 amino acids. The record is from RefSeq and is a predicted model, not a curated record. The transcript has a single exon.
AUGUAUGUUGUUGCUCCCGCAACACUUGAGGACGACACACCAGACAUCUCUAUCAUUCAUAUUGAUUGUAUUUUCUGUGCAGUGCAUCUUAUUCCAGUAUAUGGCUCAAACUUUUUGCCUCGCACAAUCACUUCAGACGACUCUUACGAUGUCUUCCAAUCUUAUUUCAUCAACAAGUAUGAUCACCAUGCAUUUGAGAUUGUGUAA